AACCAGGACUAAACCAGGACUGAACCAGGGACUAAACCAGGGACUAAACCAGGGACUAAACCAGGGACUAAACCAGGGACUAAACCAGGGACUAAACCAGGUCUAAACCAGGACUAAACCAGGACUGAACCAGGGACUAAACCAGGGACUAAACCAGGGACUAAACCAGGGACUAAACCAGGGACUAAACCAGGACUAAACCAGGACUGAACCAGGGACUAAACCAGGACUGAACCAGGGACUAAACCAGGGACUAAACCAGGACUAAACCAGGACUAAACCAGGUCUUUCCUGUCUCUCAGAUGUCCUCGUCCUGUCUCUCGUGUGUCCUUCUGGUCAUGGCUUCGUCUUUGGCUCAGAUUCCGCCCCGGGACAGUUUACCUCGGUCCUGCCGGUGCCUGGCUCUGGACUGUCCCUGCUCUCACUCUGGACUCAGCUCCGUCCCCUCGGUCCCGGCCCAAACCCGGACUCUGGACCUGGACUAUAACCAGAUCACCGAGAUCCAAAGACAAGACCUGGGAUCAUUGUGGGAACUGCGAGUCCUGACGAUCCACGCGAACAGACUGACCCGGAUCGACCCGAGGGCCUUCUCUGGUCUCUGGAACCUGAAAGAACUGGACCUGUCCCAGAACCUGCUCUCUGCUCUGGACCAUCACUGGUUCAACAGGCUGGGGGCGCUAGAGAUCCUCAAACUGCACAGGAACCCGUACAAAUGCCUCGGUUCUCGUCCUCUCUUCCAGAGCCUGGUCCGACUCCGCGUCCUGAGUUUUGGAGGAGACUCUCUGGAGGACGUCCGAGUGUCCGACCUGAGGGGCGUGGGGGGACUGGAGCGACUCCGCGUCGACGCCAACGGCCUCAAACGGUACGAUUCCGGGGCCCUGGCUCAGAUCUGGCCCCUGGACCAUGUGACCCUCAGCCUUCGUUCUCCGUUUGCGUUGAAUCAGACUCUGGCGUCCGCUCUGCUCCACGACGUCUCCGAUCCUCAAACUCAUCUCACUUUGGAGAAUCUGAACCUGAGCAGCAACCGCUCUGUCCUGCCCCUGAGAGAGGCGGCUCAGAGGAGAGUGAGACAUAUUUCGUUUCAUAACGUCUUUGUGACGGACGCCACGACCGUCAAACUGUUGGAAGUGACAGACGGCGCCCCCAUCACCUCCAUGUCCCUGAGCAACUCCACCCUGAGCGGAGUCGGGAGUUGGGAGAAGGCGCGUUGGACCGACCACAUGAGCCUCGAUGAGGUUUUUGUCAAAGACAUUGUGCUGUUGAAUAAUUUUGAGUUCACGGCGUUUCUGUCUCUGAGUUUCCUUCUGCAGUUUCCUCGAAAAAUCUCCCUCAUCAACACCAAGGUUUUCGUGAUGCCGUGUCCCACCUCGGUGCUCUUGAAGAAUCUGGAGUUUUUUGACCUGAGUGAAAACCUGCUGACCGACAUGACCCUGACCGAGACCCUGUGUGCGGGAGCCGGGGUGCUCAAGGGCCUACGGGUGCUCAACAUCAGCGCUAAUGCUAUCAAGUCCCUGUCUCUCAUCAGCCGAAUGGUGACUCGUCUGACCAAACUGACCCAUCUGGACAUCAGUAGAAACAGCCUGACCUUCAUGCCUCAGUCGUGCCCGUGGCCCCAGUCUCUCAGGUUCUUAAAUAUGUCCAGGACCAAGUUCACCAGCGCCACCUCCUGUCUGCCUCCAACACUGCAGGUGUUGGACCUGAGCUAUAACGACCUGGAGAGGCUCUUGGUGGUGCUUCCUGCCCUGAGAGAGCUUCACUUGUCUGGGAACAAGCUCCUGACUCUGCCCCCUGGAUGGCUCUUCCCCAACCUCCAGACCCUCACCGUACAGAUGAACACAUUGAACGUCUUCACUCAUUCCGACCUCGUCUCUUUCCCGCGGCUCCAGAACUUCCAGGCCGGUCUCAACAAAUUCAGCUGCUCCUGUGAUUUUGUCCCGUUUUUCCAGUCUUUAUCCGACGGAGAAAUAAACAUAACUUUAACAGACGGAAUCCACAACUACUUCUGCGACUCCCCUCUCCACCUGCAGGGGGCGCCUCUCUCCCUCGUGCGUCGCUCUUUCUCAGAAUGUCGACAUGUUCUUCUUGUUUCCAUCUGCUGUGGACUGGUGCUGGUUUUCCUGACGUGUUUGGGCGUCGUCUUGUGGAAAGUUCACGCGUUCUGGUACCUGGAGAUGAUCUUUGUGUGGCUGAGAGCGAAACAGAAGAGGAGGAAGAGAGAGAGGAAGAGGAGGGAGGACGGGGACACGGAGGACAGGCCUCUGGUCACUUUCGACGCCUUUGUGUCCUACAGCGAGAGGGACAGCGCCUGGGUGGACAACUACCUGCUGCCCGAGCUGGAGCAGACGGGGUGUUCUGCUGAGCCCAGACCUGAGCCCAGACCUGAGCCCAGACCUGAGCCCAGACCUGAGCCCGGUCCAGACUCAGGUCCCGGGCCGGAGCCUCUGAGGCUGUGUCUCCACAGGAGGGACUUCCUUCCUGGACGUUGGAUCAUGGACAACAUCGUGAUCGCCAUCGAGUCGAGCCGCAGGACUCUGUUCGUCCUGUCACACAACUUUGUGCGAUCCGACUGGUGCAAGUACGAGCUGGACUUCACACAUUUCCAGUGUUUGGAGGGAAACUGCAGAGAAGACGCCGCCAUCUUGGUUCUUCUGGAGCCGCUUCACCACGACGACGUCCCCAAACGAUUCUGCCGCCUCCGACGACUCCUCACCUCCACCACCUACCUCCAGUGGCCCCAGGACCCCGCCCUCAGGGGCCAGUUCUGGACCAGUCUGAGGCAGGCUCUGAGUCCAGACCAAGACCAGGACUAGACCAGGACUGGACCAGGAUUAGACCUGGACUGGACUGGGACUAGACCAGGACUAGACCAGGACU
Periophthalmus magnuspinnatus is the source of this 2874-nucleotide messenger RNA. It is a transcript of the gene tlr2, whose product is annotated as toll-like receptor 2. Gene Ontology annotation, biological process: inflammatory response; immune response; toll-like receptor signaling pathway. The coding region runs from base 303 to 2810 and encodes 835 amino acids. Lineage: Eukaryota; Metazoa; Chordata; Actinopteri; Gobiiformes; Gobiidae. The record is from RefSeq and is a predicted model, not a curated record. Gene Ontology annotation, cellular component: membrane. Gene Ontology annotation, molecular function: triacyl lipopeptide binding; transmembrane signaling receptor activity; protein binding. The transcript is spliced from 14 exons.